AUGCCUUCCAAUUCUUAUGGAGGGGCAAAGCAUGGCAACUGGAAGAAGAACAGUGGUGGUACUUCUCAGAGUACCGCAACUACUCUAGUUUGUUCCAAGUGUGGGAUACCUCACUCAGGGAAGUGUUUGUUGGGUUCUGGAGCUUGUUUUCGUUGUGGUAGGAUGGGACAUCAAAAGAAAGAUUGUCGCAUGCCGAUGAAUAGCGGAGCUCCACAACAGCCAUAUGGAGGAGGUGCUCAGGUUAGGAGAUUACUUUUGGAGGGAUGCGAAGGGUAUAUGGCAUUUGUGAUAGAUACGCCGGCAGGGGAACAUGAACUGGACAAGAUUCCUGUUGUGUGCGAGUUUCCAGAUGUGUUCCCAGAGGACUUGCUGGGAUUACCUCCAGAUCUUGAGGUGGAGUCUGGUAUAGAGUUAGCUCCAAGUACGGUGCCGAUAUCAAAAGCUUCGUAUCGUAUGGUGAAAACAAAGGUGUAG
Malania oleifera is the source of this 474-nucleotide messenger RNA. RefSeq lists its product as uncharacterized. The transcript is spliced from 2 exons. Lineage: Eukaryota; Viridiplantae; Streptophyta; Magnoliopsida; Santalales; Ximeniaceae. The record is from RefSeq and is a predicted model, not a curated record. Gene Ontology annotation, molecular function: zinc ion binding; nucleic acid binding. Bases 1 to 474 code for a protein of 157 amino acids.